Molecule: messenger RNA, 2187 nt
Organism: Ochlerotatus camptorhynchus
Lineage: Eukaryota; Metazoa; Arthropoda; Insecta; Diptera; Culicidae
Product: hexamerin-1.1-like
Exons: 1
Coding region: 24-2162 (712 amino acids)
Source: RefSeq, a predicted model, not a curated record
AAGGUAUCAGACGUUGUUUCGACAUGAAGGCGAUCACACUGGUAGCGUUGGCGGGCCUUGUAGCUCUGGCUGCAGGUUACGUCGUAGUCCCGGAAGACAAAAUCAAGUACGCAGACAAGGAUUUCCUGGUGAAGCAGAAGCAACUGCUGGAGGUGUUCCAGCAUGUCCACCAGCACGAAGUUCACACCGAGCUGUGGGAAGUGUCGAAGGAGUACAAGAUCGAGGAUAACUAUGACCACUACACCAACCUUGAGGCCAUCCAAGAGUUUGUGAAGUUCUACAAGCACGGAAUGCUGCCGUUCGAUGAGAUCUUCAGCAUCUUCCACUACACCCACCGCGAGCAGGCCAUUGCUCUGUUCCACGUGUUCUACUACGCCAAGGACUGGGAAACCUUCUACAAGUCGGUCGUCUGGGCUCGCUUCCACGUGAACGAAGGCAUGUUCGUGUAUGCCGUCACCGUUGCCCUGCUGCAUCGCAAGGAUCUGGCCGGUCUUGAGCUGCCAUCCCCUUACGAAAUCUACCCGUACUACUUCUUCAACACUGAAGUCGUCCAGAAGGCCGCCCAAUUCAAGAUGCAAGGAUUCUACGGUAUGAAGAAGGUCGAUGAUGUCUACACCGCCGUCAUCCCAACCAACUACACUGGCUGGUAUGUGCACACCAACGUCGACCAGAAGGUGUCCUACUUCACCGAAGACAUUGGCCUGAACACCUACUACUACUACUUCCACGCUGACUAUCCAUUCUGGAUGGGCGGUAAGGAAUUUGGCCUGUACAAGGAUCGCCGUGGUGAGCUGUUCCUGUUCAAGCACCAACAGCUGCUCGCUCGCUACUACAUGGAACGUCUGUCCAACGAUAUCGGAACCAUCCCAGAGUUCUCCUGGUACAAACCCCUCCCCACUGGAUACUACCCGAACAUGCACUACUACAACGGAGUUUCUUUCCCAUCCCGUGACAACAACCACUUCGUGUACACCCCGGAGAACUACUACGACAUCGAUGAUCUGGUUGACUACGAGCACCGCAUCCGCGAGGUCAUCGAUCAGGGAUAUCUGAUUCUCCCAGACGGAAGCCAUGUCGAUCUGACCAAGCCCGAAUCCAUCGAAUACCUCGGAAACGUCAUCCAGGGCAAUCCGGAUAGUGUCAACACUCGUUACUACAAGUACGUCGGAGAAAUCGCCCGCAUCCUGUUGGGAGCUUCCGUCGAGCACUUCGAUGACCACAAGGUUAUCCCAAGCGUCCUGGAACACUACGAAACCUCGCUCCGCGAUCCGAUGUUCUACCAGCUGUACAAGCGCAUCAUCCACUGGUACUGGGAAUUCAAGGGCCAGCUGCCACACUACACCUACGACGAGCUGAACUUCCCCGGAGUCAAGGUUGAAUCCGUUGAAGUCGACAAACUGGUCACCUAUUUCGAUCGCUCCGAUGCCGACAUUACCAACGCCGUCGAUGUUGAGGUCUUCGACGAAGCCACCAUGAAGGGAUCUGACAUCAAGAAAUUCGGCAAAAUUGCUCACUACCAGGGAGAAGACUUCAUCAUCAAGGCCCGCCAGUGGCGUCUGAACCAUAUGCCGUUCACCUUCAAGCUGAACCUCCUGUCCGAGAAGGCUACCAAGGGUGUCGUCCGCGUCUACCUGGCACCAAAGUACGACCAGUUCGGACACGUCUACGGCGUCGAUGAGAAUCGUGAGAACUUCUACCUGCUGGAUACCUUCCCGUACGACUUCGUCGUUGGCAAGAACGUCAUCACCCGCGAUUCCACCCAGUUCUCGAUGUUCGUCCAGGACCGUACCCCGUACUACGAGCUGUACAAGUGGGUUAUGGAUGCCUACAACGGAGUGAAGAAGUUCCCUCUGGACAUGACCGAAGCGCACUGUGGAUUCCCGGCCCGUCUGAUGCUGCCCAAGGGCAAGAAGGGAGGCAUGCCAUUCCAGCUGUUCUUCAUCGUUUCGCCAUACCACGCCCCGAGCACACCCCAAUUCGAGGGAUACGACUACACGUUGAACUGUGGCGUCGGAUCCGGAGCUCGCUACGUUGACUCGCUGCCGUUCGGAUAUCCGUUCGACCGGCCGAUCGACGAGAAGACCUGGUUCACCCCGAACAUGUACUACUACGAUGCUAUGAUCUUCCACAAGAACGAGAAGGAGAUCAACGCCGUGCACUAAAUGUGACGGGUUGGAUUCGGUAGAA